This is a messenger RNA of Paramuricea clavata, 5363 nucleotides long. The record is from the annotation of a GenBank genome assembly. Lineage: Eukaryota; Metazoa; Cnidaria; Anthozoa; Malacalcyonacea; Plexauridae.
AUGGCGACUGACAGUGUGCAACUUCAAAAUAGUAGAGGACGAUUUGUAGGGGGAAACUCACUUGGAAAUCUACACAGAGGUCAGUCUUUUCGUUCAAAUAAAAGUUUAUCAUUGUUUCUAUCGGAAAAAUACUAAUUCUGAAAAUAUUAACGUAACAAGCUACGCAAAUUUUUCAUGUGAAGUUUGACCUUUUGAACAAUUUAUAAUAGCUUUGAUUCUUGCCUUUUUGGUGCACUGCGCUAUUUUGGUACAACUGGGUCCUAACAUUAAUCUGACUUUUCACAGGACAUGGGACUGUGGCUGCAUCGUCUUCAAUUCCCAGUAAAUAUCAGACCAUUGUCGUGGAUAAUUCAGAGAGGAAGGGAUUUUUAUCUAGAGCUAAGAGAUUUCAAGAACUAGUUGCAGUUGUAAGGAAAUUUGCUCAUCUUCAUUCUAUAUAAUUUCAUUCAGUUGGUUUGUUCAUUAAGACAGUUUAACCAAUUGAGUGGCAGCACUCUCCCCUUAGACAGUAAAACAAUAGAGUAGGGCUCAUCAGGGCGCAUUGCCACUUAAAGGGUUAACAGGGUGCAUUGGCAGAUGGCCUGAUUAAUGCAUUGAGUGCUAGGACUCCUCUUCAUGAGUAAAUUUUCUUGUAUUAAACAGAAUAAAAUAGCAAAGUAGAGUUCAUCAGGGGCAUUGCCACUUAAACCCUUUCAAUGGCAAUGCACCCUUAUAUGCCCUACUUUAUUACUUUACCCUGGCUAAGGCCAGACGAUUUUAAUCGUCAAGGGGAGAGUGCUGGCCCUCGAUGGGUUAAUUAAAACAGCUCAUUAAGACUCACAGCUCAUCAGACAGUAUUAAAGCAUAAUAACAGUUUUCUAUUAUUAACUAUUAUUAUUCCAUUAUUAAUAUUCUAUUAUUAAUAAUAUUAUAUUUAUUAACAAUGUUCUAUUAUAAUAUUCUAUUAUUAAUAAUAUUCUAUUAUAAUUCUAUUAAUAUUAUUAAUAUUAUUAUUAAUUAUUAUUAAUUUGAGGGCCACAAGUUUAUCAGUUUCUAACUGUCACAUGUUACCCUCAGUAAAUAAAGCCUUUCACUUCACUUCAAUGUCCAAUGUUUGUAAUGUGAUAUUGAUGUGAUUAUACAAUAUCAAUAUUUAUCUCAUGCUUGGUAUUAUACCAUGUGCAGAAUGAAAAUCCUGGACCAGGAACAUACAAGGGUUAUGAACAAUCAAAUCAUGAGAUCUCUCCUUCUUACUCAAAGCGUGGGACAGGAACCUUUGCUUCCAAGGUAUAGCAAACGUCUUGACGUUAUUUCAGUUUGAAAUGUGUGAGUUUUUGUAUCAUAUUUUUUGCAAGAUAGUCUUGAAUUAUUUUCUUUGACGGUAAUUUAUCAUUUUUUUUGUAGAUGACCAGAUUUAAUAAAGAGCAAAGAGCAUUUGCCCAACCUGGACCUGGUGAGUAUUUAAGCAUUGAACACUGAUACUAAAACUACAAUUUAUGCUUAAGAAAUGAAGUACAGUCGAACCCCUAUUAAGCGGACACCUUCGGGACCUCGCCUAAGUGUCCGCCUAAAAGGGGUGUCCGCUUAAAAGGGGUAUGUAGAAAAACACAGCAGGAGGCAAAGGUGUGUAAUUAGGUGUGUAAUUUGAGUAUCAUCGUGGCUGGCGGCUCACAGUCCUCCGUCCUCGUUCAUCACUUCCUUAAUAAUCUUGGCUCAGAUGUCUUCGCGCCAAGUUGGUGAGUCAAUGUGCCAUGUAAAUUGAUCUCAAUUGUUAUUUACUGUCGAAUAUUGAAUACAUUUUAUCAUUCAAUCUGUCAUCUGUCCGCUUAAAAGAGGUUGAUUUGCCCAUUGGGACCUCCAGAAAGGUGUCCGCGUCCGUUAAGGAGGGGUGUCCGCUUAAUAGGGGUUAUGAUAAUAGUAUUUUAUUAAAGAAAACGAAUGGGACCUGAGAUAUGUGUCCGCUUAAAAGAGGUGUCCGCUUAAGAGAGGUGUCUGCUUAUAGGGGUUUGACUGUACCUAAAUGAUCGUAAUAAACUGGUGAAUUAAUAUCUGGUAGAAAAAGUGUUUUGUUGUUGUAACAUAAUAAAAAUAAUACCAGAAUAACAUUAGAAUAACCUGUAUUUUCUUUAUGUUUGUGAUGUUGUCUGUGCUUGUGUGUAGGCAGGCUGAAAUGUUUGCUUGACCGCUGUGGGAAUUGAUCCCGCAACCUUUGGUUUGCUAGAGCAUUGGACUCGCAAACCAAGGAGGUUUUGAUGUACUAGCAAACCAAAGCUCGCGGGUUCGAUUCCCACUGUGGUCAAGCAAACUUUUCAGCUUGCUCGGUGUAGACUCACUCAGCAACAACAUCACAAACAUCCUUUUUUUUUUGGUGCAUAACACUAUAUUUUGUACUUUGAAAUAAACAAAGACAACAACAUGUAUUAUAAUAUUUGUGAACUACAGGCGAAUAUGAACCACUCAAGCCUCCCGUCAAGUCAGAUUUUAACAAAGCAAAUGUUACCAGGUAAACAAAAUAUGCUAAUUCAAUAAACAUUUUAUAUGACUUUGCAACAGUUGGUUACGAUUUAUUAAAAUUGGUUGAAACAUCUGCGAUUCAAAAACUCGUUAGCAAAGCCAUGCUUGUCAGAUGUUGGGAUCUUAGGUAGUGGCACUACCUGCUAACUGCAAUCCAAGUAAGGUAGAAAAUUUCAAGAACUUCCUUUUCAAAUGCCCAAACUCCCUUUUCAAAUGCCAACACUCCCUUUUCAAAUGCCAAAACUCCCUUUUCAAAUGCCAAAACUUUCUUUUCAAAUGCCAAAACUUUCUUUUCAAAUGCCAAAACUCCCUUUUCAAAUGCCAAGGCUCCCUUUUCAAAUGCCAGAACUCCGUUUUCGAAAGCCAGAACUCCGUUUUCAAAUGCCAGGACUCCGUUUUCAAAUGCCAGAACUCCUUUUUCGGCUUGUAUAUGAAAAUUUUCGACCAAUUGGGUAUGAGAAAAUUAGUGGGCACUCAAUUUUGACAAUAUGAAACGUAACUCAAGAAAAUUCUUCGGUGCCUGGUCCCCUGUCGCAAUUUGCAAGCUUGAAGCGAAGCGAGCAAGUUUGGACCACGCAGGGCUAACUGAAAAAUUUUUUUGGCUACCUGGAAAAAAAAUCAAAAUUAAUUUGCAUUGGCUGAUGAGAUUUGUGUUGCACAAGUCAUGUGUCAUAUAUCUUCUUUUUAGUAAUUUUCAUUUGCCAAUUGCUAUGCCAUCUGACGAAAGAAAACAACUUCAAGCACCAGCUCCUAAUUCAUAUAAGGUAUAUUCAUCAUCAGUUUAUAAAUAUAUAUAUAUUAAGUCUCAACUCUUAAAUUAUAAAUUAUUUCUUUAAUUUUUUUGUUACGCCUCAUAUUUGCAUCAGAUUUCCAAGGCCACUGGUAAAGUAGCUCAUGAUAAUAACGUGUCUGCCUGUGCUGCCUUUAAAUCAAAGUAAGUAUUGGUCUAUUCUGUAUACUCUUAUACUCCGGAUGUUUUGGUGAAAACCUAUAAUGUAUACUUUCCUCUUUUAAGAAUACAAAGAUUGAUAACAUUUAUAGAUCUUUACUUUACUCCAUACUUUACUUUAAUACUUUAAUUAGUUAAAUAAUUAUCGAAUUUCAACGGUGUGAUCUUUUAUUUUAUUAUUUUCAAAGUUCGAAAAGACAAAGUUUUAUUACAAGCAAAACUGCAGCUAAUUUGCCAUCACCAUGUAAGUUUCAAGUUGAAUUGAACUAAAUGGAAUUACAUGUUAUUUUAUUUAAUCAUUAACUAAAAGUUUUUGUUGAUUUAAACAACAUUGCAUAUACCCAGGUCAAUACAAUGUAAAGGAGGAAUUACUUCACAAAAGUUCGACAGGAGCCUCGGCGUCGUUCAAAUCUACGACAGAACGCAAGAUGACAUGUACACCCGACCUCGGCCCAGGGCCUGGCUCCUAUAAUCCUUACAAUACUAGAAAAGAGAAACGCAAGGGAUACAAGUUUCAGUAAGUCAUAAUUGUUUUUGAGUUUCACUUUUUGUUUGGGAAUGUGGAAUUUUUGUGUUCAACGGAAUGUGGAAUUUUACCUUUGAAGUUUGAAUGAUGGCUGAAUAACUGUAACAAAGUUGUAACUAACAAUAAAUUUUCAACCAAUUGGUGGGCUAAAAAUUAAAUACUAGUUAAAACAUGAGCAGUCGACCUUUAUCUGAUAUACAAACUCGAGAUGCGAAUGUUUUAACGUACUUAAAAAAUGACCCAUCUUAUGAGUUCAGUGGCGAAGUAAUUUAAAAAUAAACAUUGUCUAAGCCGAGAAAAUCAAAGCUGAAGUUUAUGUAAAUCAGGUCAAAUCUUUAUCCGAUUUACAAACAUUGGUUAAAAUUCAUUUCUUUUGUAUUUUCGUCAUGAAUUAUUAAUGAGUAUUUUAAGCUAAUAUAUUACAUGAAAUUUAAGUUACGAAAAUCGGUUAUAUGUUGGCAACCUAAUCCCCCCCCCCCUAUUGCCCACCAAUCAACUUACAACAACCAUUCCCAACUCCUCAAAAAUUGUGAAACAAAUCGGAUUUUUUUUAUUUUGGUACAGACGACAACAUUAUCUAAGUAUCUCGGCUCCAGCUUUCGCUUUGCCUGAAGUGGAGCCAGCGCCGGGACCUGGACACUACAACCUGGUGAACUACGAAGGAGAAGGAAAACGUUAUAUGUCCAGUUCAAUGUUUGUGUCCACAACAAGCAGGUGGAACCCAACGUGGGAGGCUGAGACCGAAGUACCAGGACCCAGUAUGUUCUCAUUUGUAUCAAUUGUCGUUAGAUGUAACAAACUGAGGAAUGAAACGGUGUUGGUAGUGGUUAUUGCGUUUCACCAUAGACAAUCCAGAAGACAGAUUCAUGAUUCUAUGUCUUCUGGGUUGUCUUUGCUUUUACCUGUGUAAUCAGGGUUGGAUUUCUGCAAUGUGUUGUUGUCUGAUAAUAAUGUCGCCUCAGUUACAUGUGGAAAGAUUGCCUCCAGGUUGACUUACCAAACACGGUGGGGAGUACUGCGGUUUGCUCCUGUGGUAUCUCUGGAUCAAUAAGGGAUGACAAUUACUGGACCUCUAGGAAGAACUGAUAUGGCUGUCCGGCACAAAUAAAGUUAGUGUAGUUUGGGUGUCAUCCUAUAGUAGUAACAUCCAACAGAAAGUAAGGAAGUGGAUUUUACUGGAACUCCAGGAGGAAGAGUUAUAGAACUGAUAGAGCUAUUCUAAGUUAGUUAGAUCCGUAAGACCAGAUCUUGAUCAAUGUAACGUGCAUGAGCGCUAUGUUUUAUUUAUUAUAUAUUUAAUAAAAUGUAAAUGUAUUUCUUGCAGCAUCAUAUCGCCCUCGACGUGUUGGGAAGCAAUCGUUUAUUUACAACCCGUCACGAAAAUGGAUUUCUUGA